Molecule: messenger RNA, 3485 nt
Organism: Gadus morhua (Atlantic cod)
Lineage: Eukaryota; Metazoa; Chordata; Actinopteri; Gadiformes; Gadidae
Gene: fem1a
Product: fem-1 homolog a
Exons: 1
Coding region: 264-2120 (618 amino acids)
Molecular function (GO): protein binding
Source: RefSeq, a predicted model, not a curated record
CUGUAAAAAGUAACCAGAGCACACGCUGUUGAAAAAGCAUGCAUUAAGAACUACAUAUCCCGAAGCAUAUUGCGGAAACUGUAAACAUAGACCUGUCGCUCACACGCCAUCUUGACAGCACCCUCAAAAUGGCAGAGAGAUGCGAGCGAGGGACCGAAAACAGGACUAGAUUACCAAAAUGAAUUGUUUAACAACUAGUAUCGUAUCCCUCGGUCAUGUGGUUGCGGCAUUAGCUGAAAGUGCGUCAGCACAAAGCCAAUAAAAUGGAUUUAACGACGACCGUGUUCAACGCGGCCAGAUAUGGUAAGCUGAAACUUAUACAGAAGUUGCUGAGCAACAAAACUCCAGAGGAGUUGGAGGCUCUAGCUGAGGAGAAAACCCAGGGGGGAACCCCUCUGUUGAUCGCCUCUCGAUACGGACAUUUAGAAGUGGUGGGAUACCUCCUAGAACAAUGUAAGGCUAAUGUUGAACUGGGAGGGUCUGUCAAUUUUGACGGCGAGACCAUCGAGGGAGCGCCGCCGCUGUGGGCGGCCUCUGCCGCCGGCCACCUCCCUGUGGUCAGGGCGCUGCUGAGGCGCGGUGCCUCGGUCAACAACGCAACGCUGACCAACUCGACCCCACUACGAGCCGCCUGUUUCGACGGUCACCUCGAGAUCGUCCGGUACUUGGUGGAACACAGCGCUGACAUGGAGGUGGCCAACCGCCACGGCCACACAUGCCUUAUGAUAUCGUGUUAUAAGGGUCACAAAGAUAUAGCCAAGUUCCUCCUAGAUCGCGGUGCUGACGUCAACCGCAAAAGCGUCAAAGGCAACACUGCCCUCCACGACUGUGCCGAAUCAGGAAGUUUGGACAUCAUGAAGAUGCUGUUGAAAUGUAAUGCGCGCAUGGAAAGAGAUGGAUACGGAAUGACACCGCUGCUGGCUGCCAGUGUGACGGGUCACACUAACAUCGUUGAGUACCUCGCCCAUCAACCUCGCUCUGUAAGGGAAGAACGAAUCGAUGCACUUGAACUGCUUGGGGCCACUUUUGUAGACAAAAAACGAGAUCUCCUCGGAGCAAUGAGAUACUGGAGGCGGGCCAUGGAGUUAAGGCAACCCGGAGACAAAACAGCUUUAUUAGCCAAACCCCUGCCCAGACCUCCAAUCUCUGCGUACAACUGUGCCCAGGAAGUGACCACUGCGGACGAGCUGGAGGCUCUUAUAACAGACCCGGAUGAGAUGCGGAUGCAGGCCUUACUGGUCCGUGAGCGCAUUCUGGGCCCGUCUCACCCCGACACCUCUUACUACAUCCGCUACAGAGGAGCCGUCUACGCCGACUCGGGAAACUUUGAGCGCUGCAUCAGCCUGUGGAAGUACGCCCUUGACAUGCAGCAGAGCAACCUGGACCCCCUCAGUCCCAUGACGGCUUCCAGCUUCUUAUCCUUCGCAGAGCUCUUCUCCUUCGUCCUCCAGGACCGCGCCAAGGGCACCCUGGCGACGCGCAUCACCUUCCACGACCUGAUGUGCGUCCUGGGCAAGAGCGUGCGGGAGGUGGAGCGGGCGGUGGCCCUGAGGGACCACCCGCCGGAGGCGCCGCAGUUCACCAAGGCGCUGUCCAUCAUCCUGCACCUGGUCUUCCUGCUGGAGAAGCUGGAGUGCACGGCGGAGCAGGAGCACCAGAAGAAGCAGACGGUGUAUCGGCUGCUGAAGCUCAACCCGCGCGGCCGCGGCGGCUCCACGCCCCUGCACAUGGCCGUGGACAAGGACACCACGUCCGUGGGCCGCUACCCCGUGGGCCGCUUCCCCUCGCAGGCCGUCGCCUCGCUGCUGCUGGAGUGCGGGGCCGACAUCGACUCGCGAGACCUGGACAACAACACACCGCUGCACGUGGCCGCCGCCAACGGCUGCCCCAAGAUCAUGGCACUGCUCGUGAGCGCCGGGGCGCACUUUGACGCCACGAACGCAAAGCGGAAGGCGGCCUACGAGUUGCUGGAGGAGCAGAGCAGCCCUGGCCACCCGGCGAUCUGCCCCUUGAACUACAUCACCCUCCAGUGCCUGGCAGCGCGGGCGGUGGAGAGGCACAGACUGCCCUACAAGGGGCUUAUCUCGGAGGAGAUGGAGGCUUUCAUUGAGCUGCACUGACCCUUUCACUCCAGCCCCCUCCCUCACCAGCAUCUCUCUUAAUGCCAUCUACCUGUACUAUAAACCGCCUCUCUUCCUGCAUACAAUAAUAUACACUCAAACUCCACUUUUCAUCCCGGCCCUUAUAAGCCCCCCCCCCCCAUUUACCCCUGAGACUAUAUAACGGCAAUAAACAAUCUGCUCUUCGAGUGGAAGUCUGCAGCUUAUACCUGUUCAGUUGCAUCUUUUAUGUGUGCAGGACAUAAACACUAUUAAAGAUUGCUUUAUUUUAAGCUGGCUGAAAGCUUAAUGUUGUACUUGUGUAAGCAAACUGCGACUUAAAUCUUUUUCUAGUGAGUUUGGGAAGCGUGAGAAUUAUGCGAGUGAUAUUUAUUGUAUUGGCUUUCAUGGGAGAAUGAGAUUGAAUGUGAUGCCUUGAUUGGUAGACCUUUGCUCAGAAACGGUAGCCCUGAACCAGAGGGGUGCUUGACAAACACAUGACAUGUAUUGCACGAACGGGGCUAUCGUAUAUUCAUGAAGAAUAACUUGACCUUCAGCAGCAAACGGAGCAAUAGAACACUAUAAUGUAAAUUAGAACAGUCAAGAGCAUCUCAUUAGUUAUAAUCAAGGGUACCAAUUUGUUUGAUACUAUAGAACUGCUUUGACAGCCAGCGGCACUAAAGUUAAAGGGUCACGGUUGUCCCUAACUAAUGCUAAUGCUAUCUCUAGUCUUGCAGCCCAAUGUUUGCUGCAGCUUCUCACUUAUGCACUUUGUUGUUCUCUCUGAGCUGAUCUUUGGGGAGGAGCAGGACAUUUAAAUGUAACCUAAAUCACAAUUCCUCGUACCAGGUUUUAUUGCGUGAGAAGUGAAUUGACAGCACAAAAUCUGGGCAAGUCAGGAUUUUAUUUGGGCAUUGUAGUGGCAAACCAUCACACGUGCCUGUCGUCUUAUAAAAUAGAGCUGGGAACCAACUUUCACUUUCAGCAAGGGCAUCUAAUUCCUGACCGAAGAAGCAGUCCUCUGAUGUGGCUUGGACAGUAACUGAAUAAAAGUAUGCAUUCAUAUGCAUAUGUCAAUAUGAAGUGCAGUUCAGCGAUGCAAAGAGGGCUCGCUAGCCCUGCUUACGUGUUAGUCUUAUCUUUAACUAAUUUAUCAGAUUGUAUUUAAUCGUAUUCUUUCUUCACAGCUUUAUUUUUUUCCAUCUGCAUCUGAAUCAAGCACCACCGGAUGUAAUGGGACACUGAGAUAGUGAAUUUUGAACUUACAGGAAAGCUAUGAAUAUCGAUCGCCUAUCUUUAUUCAACAGAUCAGUGGGUUCAUGGAAAUGGGAACUGAGGAACAAACAAUUCUCGGAGAUACUUCAAUAAAAUUCAGUAUCGAAACCA